UGGUUAGGACUCUUUCUAUCUUUGCAACACUUUUUGCAUUAUAGUGAUAUGUACAUCAUGAUGCCAAAUUUGUUAUUUCAAGAAGAGGAAGCAUUUUAAAGUCCAUAGACUAUAGCCCUUGACCUCAUUGUGCUGGAUAUAUUCUUUCACGUGGACUUUGGAGUCAAUGUGUUCCUGUCUCUGCCGUGUGACAAGAAGAUAUAAUCAGAAGAUGGCUGAUCCGUGGCAGGAAUGCAUGGAUUAUGCAGUAACCCUAGCAAGACAAGCCGGAGAGGUGAUUUGUGAAGCUCUAAAACAUGAAAUGAAUGUUAUGAUUAAAAGUUCUCCGGCUGAUUUGGUAACUGCUACUGACCAAAAAGUUGAAAAAAUGCUUAUCUCUUCCAUAAAGGAAAAAUACCCAUCUCACAGUUUCAUUGGUGAGGAAUCUGUGGCAGCUGGGGAAAAAAGUAUCUUGACCGAUAACCCCACAUGGAUCAUUGACCCUAUUGAUGGAACAACUAACUUUGUACAUAGAUUUCCUUUUGUAGCUGUUUCGAUUGGCUUUGUUGUAAAUAAAAAGAUGGAAUUUGGAGUUGUGUAUAGUUGUGUGGAAGAUAAGAUGUAUACUGGCAGAAAAGGAAAAGGUGCCUUUUGUAAUGGCCAAAAACUGCAGGUUUCAAAACAAGAAGAUAUUACCAAAUCACUCUUGGUGACCGAGUUGGGCUCUUCCAGAACACCAGAGACUGUACGAAUUAUUCUUUCUAACAUGGAAAAGCUUUUCUCUAUUCCCAUUCACGGAAUCCGGAGUGUUGGAACAGCAGCUAUUAAUAUGUGCCUUGUGGCAACUGGAGGAGCAGAUGCAUAUUAUGAAAUGGGAAUUCACUGCUGGGAUAUGGCAGGAGCUGGCAUCAUUGUUAGUGAAGCUGGUGGAGUACUGAUGGAUGUAACAGGUGGUCCAUUUGAUUUGAUGUCACGAAGAAUAAUUGCUGCAAAUAGUAGAGCAUUAGCAGAAAGGAUAGCCAAAGAAAUUCAGAUUGUACCUUUACAAAGAGAUGAUGAAGAUUGAUUACAGUAGCCUUGUAUUCAGUCACAAUUGCUUUCCCCAGAUUUGCUGAUGCACUGAUGGAUAUCUGUUUCAGAUGUAUGAUAUGAUUGACUAAAUUGUCUUUGAUGUCCUGAUUUUAAAAUGGAAACUUUUUCCAUAAAAUAAGUAUGCAAAAAUAGGUGUAAUAUUUGUUUUGAAAUUUUUUGCCUGUAAGAAUAUACUUUGGGAAAAAAUAAACAGAAUGUUUAGUUCAUGAGCUUACAUUAAAAUAGUCAAUUAGCA
This is a messenger RNA of Sciurus carolinensis (gray squirrel), 1306 nucleotides long. RefSeq names its product inositol monophosphatase 1 (gene Impa1). The record is from RefSeq and is a predicted model, not a curated record. Lineage: Eukaryota; Metazoa; Chordata; Mammalia; Rodentia; Sciuridae. The transcript is spliced from 9 exons. Gene Ontology annotation, biological process: phosphatidylinositol phosphate biosynthetic process; signal transduction; inositol metabolic process. Bases 167 to 1045 code for a protein of 292 amino acids. Gene Ontology annotation, molecular function: inositol monophosphate 1-phosphatase activity.